Molecule: messenger RNA, 870 nt
Organism: Uloborus diversus
Lineage: Eukaryota; Metazoa; Arthropoda; Arachnida; Araneae; Uloboridae
Exons: 4
Coding region: 137-781 (214 amino acids)
Cellular component (GO): extracellular region
Molecular function (GO): chitin binding
Source: RefSeq, a predicted model, not a curated record
AUACCAAAAAAGUUACGAUGUGGUGCGAAAAAAAAGAAUUCAGAUUCGUUACUUUCUUCGUCUUUUUCAAUGGUCUUUUUUGUAAAGAACAAAUGCGCUACUUAUUAGAAACAAAAGAUGGGAUAAUAAUGGAGACAUGAGCAACAUGUUUCGCGGAACUGCUGGAGUAGAUUAUCCAGAUUUAAACACUAUUCCUACUACUAGCUUCCGUUGCAGUGAGCAAGUUUAUGAAGGUGGCUUAUACGCCGAUGUAGAAGCGAGAUGCCAAGUAUAUCACGUAUGUCAUGAUGGAAGGAAAGACAGUUUCCUGUGUGGCAAAGGGACGAUCUUCAACCAACAAAUAUUGGCAUGCGAUUACUGGUAUAGUACUGAGUGUGAAACUGCUCCCAACUUUUAUUAUAUCAACUCUCAAAUCGGAGGUGGAAAUGUACCUGAUGCACCACAGUAUGAAAAUCAGCCAUACUUAACACAAAAUCAGCCAAACUUUGAAAGUUACUCGAGAGACCAGACAAAUUAUCAGCAAGAAGCACGAGAUUCAAACUCCUACAACGGAAACAACGAUCAUAUAAACGAGCCCGGAGAGGCUUAUUACGGCAACCAAAGGCAGCCUGAUGUAGAACCAACUUGGGGCAGAGAAGGAAACUACAUGCAACCAAGAAAUGAAAACCAAAAUUUUAAUAGCCCCAGUGACCAAUCAUCCUGCCAAGGUUGGGGAUACAAUAACAACAAAACACCGUGGUCUUUUCCGUUGAGAAAUAUAAUGAAUGGCUCUGAUAAAUGAAGAAAAACAACGUAUUAUGAGCCUAAUUUACGUAAAAGAACAAGCAAAACAAUAUUCCUUACAUUAAAAUAAAAUCAUUUUGAUUGAAA